CGUGACUUCCUCGAGAUCUCGAUGGCCGAAGAGCGCCAGCCGCUCGCCUUCGCCGAGCCAGCGCCCGACGUGGUGCUCGGCAUGGGCGCCAACGCGAUCGUCCUCCGCAUCGCCCUCGAAGCAUCCCGCUCGUCAUCCCGCUCCAAGAGCAUCAGCGCCGAGAGUGAGAAGAAGCCGCCGCCGAGCAGCGCCGCCGCCGCUGCUGACGGCGCCGCCGCCGCUGCUAACGGCGCUGCUGCCGCCGCUGACGGCGCCGCCGCGGCCGAUGCCCGCCCGCCAAAGAUGCGGCGGCUCGACACGGCGGCGGCGCUCGAGUCGGUGCCACAGGUCUCUCGAGCAGGUGUGACGCCCGCGGUCAAGUGGUGGGACGCCGCGGUCAAGCGCUCAUUCAGCCUGCCCAAGAUGCUUGCGAUGAUCGGCGCAGAUUCGGAGGCGAGCGCGGCGCGGCGGCUGCGCUUCGCCGGCGUGCUCAACGACGAGGGGCGACUGCUUCACUUUUACGGCCUCGGCCUCGCUGUCGCCUCGAGCUGCGCCGACCGGCAGACCUUCCACUUCGAGGCGGUGCUGCUCUCCCAGUUCGACGACCGCUUCUCCACGUAUACGCUGAAGCGCUUUAUGGAGAACUACAUGGCGCUCACGGAGAACAUGGACGAGGGCGGCGAGGAGGAGACCGCCGAGAAGGCGCGCGUCGUGCAGCUCCAGCGCCACUUCUCCAUCAUCCAUGUCAAGGAGCUCCUCGAGAGCCUGCUCGACGGCUUCCGCGACCUCACGCGCGCGGGCGUGCAGUCGUUCGACUUCAACCACCUCAGCAACGUCCUCAUCUCGCGCGACUACCGCAAGGCGCGCCUCAUCGACAUCGAUGACCACCAAGUGCUCGGCGGCUCGAAGGAGCUGCCGCAUCUCGCCGUCGAGCUGGCAACGCUGCUGCCACAGCUCGUGCAGCAGCUCCUGCUGGCCAAGGGUCGCGGACGCUCCUUCGUGACCAACAAGAUCAGCGAGGUGCGACGGGCGGCAUGCAAGUCGGACGACACGGCCAAGGCCAUCCUUCGCGAACUGCUGCGCGACGCCUUCUUCCGGGAGCUGGCGCCCGCCGAGCCCGGCGAACCCACGGGAGCGGCCGCGAGCGCCGAGGCUGCCCACCUCGACUCUCUGGUGGAGUGGCUGUUUGCGGUGAUUCUGAAGCGAGCGCCAUGGACGACGUGGACGGACGACCUCUACGACUGCAUGCGCUGCAUCGACUUUAUGCCGAUUCAGUGAUAGCCCCCCAUGGCAGCCUCGCCUCUGUCUCCCCCCGCCGCCGCUCCGCCGCUACUUCCGCCUGCGCCCGCGCCACGUCCGCCGCCGCCGCCUCACGUUGAGCCUCCUCCGUCGCCAGCCGCGUCUCACUGACGAAAUUCUUGCUCCCUGACG
Emiliania huxleyi CCMP1516 is the source of this 1410-nucleotide messenger RNA. RefSeq lists its product as hypothetical. Bases 22 to 1257 code for a protein of 411 amino acids. The transcript has 2 exons. NCBI's taxonomy places the organism in Eukaryota, Haptophyta, Isochrysidales, Noelaerhabdaceae. The record is from RefSeq and is a predicted model, not a curated record.